Durusdinium trenchii is the source of this 711-nucleotide messenger RNA. The record is from the annotation of a GenBank genome assembly. Lineage: Eukaryota; Dinophyceae; Suessiales; Symbiodiniaceae.
AUGUCAUUUUGCCUGUUUCAGGAUGCCUUGAGCGCCUGGAGAUGGCUGAAGAAGGAGGCGGAAGGUGGCCGCAUUGAUGGUGACCAGCUCUUCGUCUUUGGCCGAUCGCUGGGCGGCGCAGUGGCCAUUGCACUAGCUGCCGAACUGCAGCAGCUUGCGCAGGGGCCAUACCCGCGAGGUCUCAUUCUAGAAAACACGUUCACGUCGAUUAGCGAUGUCGUAAACGCACUGUUUCCGCUCCUAGCGUUUGAGAGUUUGAAGAAGCACUUCCUGCGCAUAAAAUGGGAAAGCAUUCAAAGGGUUCCAGACCUGGAGGUGCCAAUGCUGUUCCUCACAGGUGAAAAGGACGAGAUGAUCCCCCCGGCACACUCUCGGAUGCUUCAUGCUCGAGCAGAGAAGUCGAGGUUGCGACGAAACGUUGUCUUUCCAGACGGCCAACACAAUGAUACCUGGGAGAAGGGUGGUGACGAGUAUUGGAAAGUGCAGGCCACCUUUUUGCAGGCGAGUGGGCACUUUUUCUCCGUUUGCUGGGUUCAAAGGCACGGGGAGAUGGAUCAUGAAGGAUUUCUGGGAGAGGUGGCCCCGUUCAUAUCAACCGGGGCUUCUACCCAGUGCUUGGAUGCUCCCAUGCCAGGAGUGUUUGGCGCAAGACGGCGCCAAGGCAGGAUUGGCUCAUCUGAAGCUAGGAGCCUUUUGCAACUCUGGAGUUGA